AUGGUCCAUCAACACACCCGCCGCGACUCCAUUGGAGGCUCCUCGACGACUUCCCGAUCAGAAUACAACUUAUCAGCAGAAGGCGAUCUCGAUUGGCCCUUCGGCAAAAUUGAGGGGAUCGACCGAGAUGAUUUGAGAGAGACGGCCUACGAGGUUUUCUUCACGGCAUGCCGCUCGUCUCCAGGGUUCGGAGGGAAGAACCCAUUAGCGUACUACUCGGCACAUGAUAACGAGGAUGCCGGAGGCGGCGGUGGUGCUGGGACCAAACCUAAUUGCCCAAGUUUGUCCGGAACCAGUAACACAAAGAGAUUGCUUGGGUUGAAGUCGGUGAAGCGUCUUUCUUCGCAGAGGAAGACGGGUGGAUCGAACCCGUCGUCACCGAAAGCUGGCGGCUCCCCACCUUCCAACACCAGGAUGAACCAUGGUUUUAAUUUUAACACCGCGCCACCCAUGAGGUCGAAGCGGCCGUUGACAUCGGCGGAGAUCAUGAGGCACCAGAUGGGGGUGUCGGAGCAGUGCGACAACAGGCUUAGAAAAACCCUCAUGAGGACCCUCGUUGGCCAGAUGGGUAAGCGACCUGAGACAAUCAUUCUUCCUCUUGAGCUCCUUCGCCACCUAAAACCAUCUGAAUUCAAUGAUGCCCAUGAAUACCAUCUUUGGCAAAGGCGUCAAUUAAAAGUUCUUGAAGCAGGUCUCCUCCUUUAUCCUGCAAUCCCAAUAGACCGAUCAAACUCUUUUGCAAUGCAUCUCAGGGACAUUAUUCAAGAGAGUGAGAUCAAACCUAUUGACACUGGAAAGAACUCUGAAGCCAUGAGAACAUUAUGCAAUUGUGUUGUUUCAUUGUCAUGGAGGAGUGGUCAUGGAUUCCAUGCAGAUGCUUGUCAUUGGGCAGAUGGUUUUCCCAUUAAUGUCCACUUGUAUCUUGCACUCCUCCACUCUAUCUUUGACAUGAAGGAUGAGACAUUAGUCCUUGAUGAGGUUGAUGAGCUACUUGAGCUCAUAAAGAAGACAUGGUCUACACUAGGAAUUGACAAGUUAAUACAUAAUGUAUGUUUUACAUGGGUCCUAUUUCAGCAAUAUGUUACAACAUCACAAACAGAACAUGAUCUGUUAUGUGCUUCUCUUGCUAUGUUGGCUGAAGUGACAAAUGACGUUAAGAUAUUUGAUAAAGAACUCAUGCAUGUUAAGAUCUUGUCAGUAGCAUUAACUUCAAUGCAGGGUUGGUCAGAGAAGAGAUUGCUUGAUUAUCAUGAAAACUUUCAGAAAGAGACAAAGGGACUUAUGGAAAACCUUCUCUCUGUUGCAUUAUCAACUACAAAGAUAUUGCAAGAAGACAUUGCAAACCCUGAAGUAGAGACACCAAAGAAAGAGGAUACUUCUAUAAACUCUAUGGGGAAUAGGGUGGAUUAUUACAUCAGGUCAUCCCUAAGAAAUGCUUUCACCAAGAUCUUAGAAAAUGAGAAUGCAAAUAGCAUGACUACUGAAGCAGAAGAAGAUGCCACUGAAGCUAUCCUUCAAUUGGCCAAAGAAAUAGAGGAAUUAGCCAUAAAAGAGAAGCAAACAUUCAGUCCCAUACUGAAGAAAUGGUACCCUAUUGCAGCUGGAGUUGCUGUAGUGACCCUACAUAGUUGUUAUGGAACUGUAUUGAAACAAUACAUGUCUGGAGUUUCCAACCUCACAAAUGAGGCCAUUAGGGUCUUGCAAAGAGCAGGAAAGCUAGAGGAUUUUUUGGUUCAAAUGGUAGUUGAAGAUUCUGUUGACUGUGAAGAUGGGGGCAAAUCUAUGGUAAGGGAAAUGACACCAUAUGAAGUUCACUCCACCAUAUUGAACCUCUUAAAAGGUUGGAUUGAUGAACGGUUGAAAAUAUUAAAGGAGUGUCUUGAGAAAGUCAAGGAAACUGAGACAUGGAAUCCAAAGUCCAAAACUGAGCCUUAUGCGCAUUCAGCCAUUGAGCUGACAAAUCUUGCCAAGGAAACUAUAGAAAACUUCUUUGAGAUCCCUGUUGAAAUAUCUAAUGACUUAGUUCAUGAUCUAGCUAAUGGCCUAGAAUUGCUCUUUCAGGACUACACUUCUUUUGUUGCAUCAUGCGGAUCAAAGCAGAACUACAUCCCUUCAUUGCCCCCUCUUACCAGAUGCAGUCGAGACUCAAGGUUUCACAAGUUAUGGAUGAUAGCAGCCCCUUGCAAAGCUGGAGUAGAAGCUUUUCAACCAGAUGGAUUCAUAGAUGGUCAAAACCCUCGGCCAUCGACUAGUCGUGGGACACAACGCUUGUACAUCCGCCUCAACACCUUGAACUACCUACUUACGCUCCUCCAUUCCAUUGACAAGAUUCUCUCCCUCUCACCUCAUACAACAUCCCAAUCACUCAACCGUGUUCCUAGCAAUCGCCAAAGCUUUGACACAUCAUCACCUUCCUACUUUGAUGCUGCUCGAUCAUCUAUUCAAGAAGCCUGUCAACAUGUCUCAGAGGUGGCUGCUUAUCGUCUUAUAUUCCUAGACUCAAACUCUGUAUUCUAUGAUAGCCUCUAUGUGGGUGAUGUUGCAAAUGCUCGUAUCCGUCCUGCAUUGCGCAUUCUCAAGCAGAACCUAACCCUCUUAGCUGCAAUACUCAUUGAUCGAGCUCAACCUUUAGCAGUAAAAGAAGUAAUGAAAGCUUCUUUUGAGGCCUACCUCAUGGUAUUACUUGCUGGGGGAAAUAGUAGGGUCUUCACAAAGUCAGACCAUGAAAUGAUUGAAGAGGAUUUUGAGAGCCUCAAGCGUGUAUUUGCCACAUAUGGAGAGGGAUUAGUUGCUGAGGAGGUGGUGGAAAGGGAAGCAGAGGUAGUAGAAGGGGUGGUGGCACUGAUGGGUCAAUCCACAGAGCAAAUAGUGGAGGACUUCAGCAUUGUAGCAUGUGAAGCAAGUGGGUUGACAGUUGCUGGUGUAGAGCAGCAACAGUUACCAAUGCCCCCAACCACAGGAAAGUGGAAUAGAACAGACCCAAAUACAAUCUUGAGGGUGUUAUGCCAUAGAAAUGAUAGUAUAGCUAAUCGCUUCUUAAAGAGGACAUUUCAAAUGGCAAAGAGAAAAUGA
Messenger RNA from Nelumbo nucifera (sacred lotus), 3072 nucleotides. Its product is annotated as protein unc-13 homolog. NCBI's taxonomy places the organism in Eukaryota, Viridiplantae, Streptophyta, Magnoliopsida, Proteales, Nelumbonaceae. The record is from RefSeq and is a predicted model, not a curated record.